AUGGGGAACUGUCAGGCUGUAGAUGCAGCAGCACUCGUAAUACAACAUCCAAGUGGGAGGAUAGAUAGGAUGUAUUGGCCGGUGACAGUAAGUGAGGUAAUGAAAAUGAAUCCGGGACAUUAUGUUUCUCUUAUAAUUCCGUUGCCCAUUGCCGGAGAAGAUAAUUCCGAUGACAAGACUGUCCGGUUCACUCGUGUUAAGCUUCUCCGGCCUGGUGAUACUCUUGUUCUUGGCCGAGCUUAUCGCCUUGUCACCUCUCAAGAGGUUAUGAAGGUGUUGAGAGCGAAGAAAAAUGCAAAGAUGAAGAAUAACCAGCCAGAACCGACAGAGAAGUUGCAGACAGCUCCGGUCAACCAGGUUUCAAGUUGUGAGGCAGAAGCAGAAAGGCUUGAAUUGAAAAAAACCAGUCUGGCUUUGAGAAACGAAAGACAACGGGAGAGGACAGGACCAACAAACUUAAGAGCAGCGAGGUCAAAAUCAUGGCGUCCUUCCUUGCAGAGCAUCUCUGAGGCUGGGAGCUAA
This is a messenger RNA of Ilex paraguariensis (yerba mate), 522 nucleotides long. The record is from the annotation of a GenBank genome assembly. NCBI's taxonomy places the organism in Eukaryota, Viridiplantae, Streptophyta, Magnoliopsida, Aquifoliales, Aquifoliaceae.